Molecule: messenger RNA, 1209 nt
Organism: Phascolarctos cinereus (koala)
Lineage: Eukaryota; Metazoa; Chordata; Mammalia; Diprotodontia; Phascolarctidae
Gene: TIMM23B
Product: translocase of inner mitochondrial membrane 23 homolog B
Biological process (GO): protein import into mitochondrial matrix
Cellular component (GO): TIM23 mitochondrial import inner membrane translocase complex
Molecular function (GO): transmembrane protein transporter activity
Source: RefSeq, a predicted model, not a curated record
UCAGGGUCCGCGCGGUGUCGCGGACUAACGGCCGCUGGAGGGGCCCCGGCCUGAAGCGGAGACCUCGGGCAGUGGACGGAAAAGAAGGAGCGGAGCCAUGGAGGGCAGCGGAGGCAACAGCAACAGGACCUCGGGAGGCCUGGCGGGGUUUUUCGGCGGGAGCGGCUCCGGGAUGAGCUACUCGAACGCCGAUCUGGCCGGAGUGCCCCUUACUGGUAUGAGUCCUCUGUCUCCAUAUUUAAAUGUGGAUCCCAGAUAUCUUAUACAGGACACAGAUGAGUUUAUUUUACCCACUGGAGCCAAUAAAACACGGGGCAGGUUUGAAUUGGCAUUUUUUACCAUUGGAGGAUGCUGUAUAACAGGAGCUACAUUUGGAGCAGUGAAUGGCUUGAGGCUGGGACUAAAAGAAACACAAAAGAUGGCCUGGUCCAAGCCAAGAAAUGUACAGAUUUUAAAUAUGGUAACCAGGCAAGGGGCACUAUGGGCUAACACUCUGGGCUCUCUGGCUCUGCUCUAUAGCGCAUUUGGUGUUGUCAUAGAAAAAACACGAGGUGCAGAAGAUGACAUCAAUACAGUAGCAGCUGGAACCAUGACAGGAAUGUUAUAUAAAUGUACAGGUGGUCUUCGUGGAGUAGCAAGAGGUGGUCUGACAGGACUAACCCUUACUAGCCUGUAUGCAUUGUAUAACAACUGGGAGCACAUGAAAGGUUCCUUGACACAACAGUCACUUUAGAGCUUAUACUGAGAACUGAAUGGAUAGAGGACACAUCAAAAGUUCCCCAGGUUGAUUUGUAAAAAUCAAUUUGGGGCAAUAUUCUGAUCUACCUACAUUUAGUAUGAAAAAAAAUAACAGGAUCUUUUGUACUGUCAUGAAGAUCACUGGCACAGUUUACCAGGACUGGCACUUCUUCCAGCCAGUAGUGUUGGAGCCAAAAGCAUCUGAUGCCUCAUUGAGUAGCACAGUCAUCGUUUUCUCCUUUGAAAACUUUCUGCUGCAUGUCCACUCUCCACUACCCCUGAAUUUUUGAAAUAAGAUUUAUUCCCAGAUUCAGGUCACAUAAUUGUCAGCAUCAUACCCACCAAGUUAAUUCACUUAAUGAUUUAUUGUGAACUAUAAUACACUGCUUUAUUUCCAAUAAAGAGUGUUCUAGAACCAAAAGCUGUAACAUCAGAAUAAAGAUGUGUACCAUUUUAAGGCGUCUGUCACAA